Molecule: messenger RNA, 804 nt
Organism: Medioppia subpectinata
Lineage: Eukaryota; Metazoa; Arthropoda; Arachnida; Sarcoptiformes; Oppiidae
Source: the annotation of a GenBank genome assembly
AUGGCUGUCGGAAAGAACAAGGGUUUGGCGAAAGGGGGCAAAAAGGGCGUGAAGAAGAAGAUUGUGGAUCCGUUCACUCGCAAAGAGUGGUAUGACGUGAAGAGUCCGUCGAUGUUUUCGGUGCGAAAUGUGGGCAAAACUUUGGUGAAUAAGACUCAGGGAACUCGUAUCGCAUCCGAGGGACUCAAAGGCCGUGUCUUCGAGUGCUCGUUGGCUGACCUCCAGAACGAUGAGAUCGCGUACAAGAAGUUCCGUUUGAUCGCCGAAGAAGUCCAGGGAAGGAUCGUAUUGACCAACUUUCACGGCAUGGAUUUGACAACAGAUAAGUUGCGAUCAAUGGUGAAGAAGUGGCAGACAUUGAUCGAGGCUAACGUCGACGUCCGCACCACUGAUGGCUAUCUGUUGCGCGUGUUUUGCAUCGGUUUCACCAGAAAAUGGCAAAACCAGGUGAAGAAGACGUCGUACGCACAGACCACUCAAGUGAGACAAAUCCGCAAACGUAUGACUGACACGAUUCAGCGCGAGAUCGCGUCGAGUGACCUCAAAGAAGUGGUCAACAAAUUGAUUCCCGAUUCGAUCGCCAAAGACAUCGAGAAGUCGUGUCAAUCGAUAUAUCCAUUGCAUGACGUUAUGAUCAGAAAAGUAAAGGUUCUGAAGAAACCGAAGUUUGAUUUGGGAAAACUCCUCGAAAUCCAUGGCGAGGGUAAGGGCGCGACCACUACUACUCCGGCCGCUCCCGGCGAAGAACCCAUGAAAGUGGACAGACCUGAGGGCUACGAACCGCCCGUUCAGGAGAGCGUCUAA